Sorghum bicolor (sorghum) is the source of this 2163-nucleotide messenger RNA. RefSeq names its product protein NRT1/ PTR FAMILY 3.1. NCBI's taxonomy places the organism in Eukaryota, Viridiplantae, Streptophyta, Magnoliopsida, Poales, Poaceae. Gene Ontology annotation, cellular component: plasma membrane. The record is from RefSeq and is a predicted model, not a curated record. Bases 89 to 1894 code for a protein of 601 amino acids. Gene Ontology annotation, biological process: transmembrane transport. Gene Ontology annotation, molecular function: transmembrane transporter activity. The transcript has 3 exons.
CUGCCCUGCUGCGCUACUACUUCCGUAGUAUCUCAGUAGCCGUAGCUACUCCCCUACGAGCUGCGGCACUGACAAUCUGAGAUCAAGAAUGGCGACUGCAGCUCUGGCCGAUGAGGAUGGAUCGCCCAAGAAGACGAAGCAGGGCGGCUUCAAGACCAUGCCAUUCAUACUAGCAAACGAGAUCUGCGACCGGUUCGCGACGGCCGGCUUCAACGCCAACAUGAUCACAUACCUGACGCAGCAGCUGCACCUGCCGCUCGUGGAGGCCUCCAACCUGCUCACAAACUUCAACGGCACCGCCGCCUUCACGCCGGUCCUGGGGGCCAUCAUCGCCGACUCCUGCGCCGGCCGCUUCUGGACCAUCGCGGGGGGAGGCGCGCUGUACCAGCUCGGCAUGCUGGGCCUCGUCGUGUCCGCGCUCGUCCCCGCGCUCCGCCCCGCGUCCUGCAGUGCCGGUGCCGGUGCCGGUGCCACUGCCACGGCGUGCCAGCGCGCUGGCGCCGGGCAGCUCGCCAUGCUGUACGUUUCUCUGCUGCUCACCGCGCUCGGCGGCGGCGGCAUCCGGCCCUGCGUGGUGGCGUUCGGCGCCGACCAGUUCGCCCUCCGCGGCACGGGCAGGCGUCCUGGCGGCGACCAGAAGUGGAGCUACUUCAACCUCUACUUCUUCAGCAUGGGCCUCGCCGUGCUGCUGGCGCUCACCGUGGUGGUGUACAUCCAGGAGAACGUCGGGUGGGGCUGGGGCUUCGGCAUCCCUGCCAUCGCCAUGUUCGUCUCCGUGCUGUCGUUCGUCGUCGGGUACCCACUCUACGUGAAGGUGAAGCCCGAAGGAAGCCCCUUCAAGAGGCUCCUGCAGGUCCUCGUCGCGGCGUUCAAGAAGAGGAAGGAGUCCGUGCCGGAGGACGUCGGCUUGCUGUACCAGAACAAGGAGCUCGACGCCGCAAUCGCCGCCGACGGGAGGCUACUGCACACCGACCAGCUUAGGUUCUUGGACCGCGCGGCUGUACUGACGACGGGCGACGUCGUCUCGGACUCCGGCGAGCCGGACCUAUGGCGCGUGUCGACGGUGCACCGCGUGGAGGAGCUCAAGUCCAUCGUCCGGAUGCUGCCGCUGUGGGCAGCCAGCAUCACGCUCGUCGCGGCCGCGUCGCACAACUUCACCUUCGCCAUCCAGCAGGCGCGCACCAUGGACCGCCACCUCACGCCGCGCUUCCAGAUCCCGCCGGCCACGAUGAUCAUCUUCACCACGCUCACGAUGCUCGUCAGCCUCGCGCUCUACGACCGCGUCUUCGUCCCCGUCGCGCGCCGCUACACGGGGCGGCGGUCGGGGGUCACCUACUUCCAGCGCAUGGGUGCCGGCUUCGCGGUCUCCGUCCUGGGCGUCAUGGCGGGCGCGCUCGUGGAGAGCAGGCGGCGCCGCGUGGCGCGCGAGCACGGCCUGGUCGACAGCCCCGGCGCCGUCGUGCCCAUCAGCGUGUUCUGGCUGGUGCCGCAGUACGCGCUCCACGGCAUGAGCGACGCGCUCUCCACGGUGGGGCACAUGGAGUUCCUGUACGACCAGUCGCCGGAGAGCAUGCGGAGCUCGGCGGCGGCGCUGUUCUGGGUCGCCGGAUCCCUCGGGAACUACCUGGGCACGGUGCUCGUCACGGUGGUGCAGAGCGCCACCAGAGGGGUGUGGCUCCAGGACAACAUCAACAAGGGGAGGCUCGACUACUACUACUGGCUCGUCACGUUCCUCUUGGUGCUCAAUCUUUUCUAUUACAUCGUGUGCUUCCAUUUUUACACCUUGAAGACGUUCGAGGUGGACGCCGGCCGCACUAAUGGUGGUGAGGAGCAAGUUGGAGAACGGCAGGCGGAGGCCGCGGAGCCUUGCCAUGUCCAGGUUGCAAGCUUCUAGUGACAGCGUGUGACGAUGAGAAGCUUGCAGUGACCGACCUGUUGAUUGUUGAAAUGAUGGGCGUGUGUGUCAGUAGUAUGUACGCAGCAGUGUACCGUUUGCACUCCUCUCCUAGGAAGUGGCAAGUCUCCUGUAAUUGACAUAUGUAUGAGGUCACCCGUGCCAUUGAGGGUGGCCUAGGUGGCAAAUGUGCUGUGAGCCUGUGACUUAAGUACGGCCUUCUUGCUUGGGUACCAAAAAUUGUCAUGCCAAAAAAUAUGAGGCUAGAG